Molecule: messenger RNA, 591 nt
Organism: Cladocopium goreaui
Lineage: Eukaryota; Dinophyceae; Suessiales; Symbiodiniaceae
Source: the annotation of a GenBank genome assembly
AUGCUCCGAGGUAAGAACCUGGCAAGAGCCAUGAGUAUGACUUCAUUCACUGCGCUUAACGCCCACUUUAGCCGAGAGAGUUACUUGCACAGCACUGUGUCAGCAACACAAGAAGAUUUCAUCCUUCUGGGUGAGGUCGGCCAACUCCCCGACCGUGACCAAUUCCCCCAUCUGGCACGUUGGGCAAAGCACAUCGGCAACCUGGCAAAACUUUUUCCAUACCGACGCUGGCCGGCAGCUGUCGAUGUGUGCGGCAGUGAGGAAGAUCUGGGCGCCGUCAAAGUUGGCCCGGUUUCCGUUGACGAUUCCGAGGAAAGCCCGGUGCCACCACCCAAGCCGGACCCAAUACCAGCGCCAACGCCUCUGAAAGAACCUGAAGGAGACCAGCCAUUCAAACUGGUCCCUUUGAUGAAGCCAUCUUUGACUGAGGGCGGCGUCGACACUUGCAUUGAAACCGUUGCAAAGCGAAAGUUCAAAAGAGAGUGGCAGGAACUGAGCCGCGAUAGCAAGGCUGAACUUGCCCAACGAAUGGCCGGACACCUGAUGGAGAGACCUUUGCAGCACGCGCCUGACGCGGCCAACCUGCCGUGA